Molecule: messenger RNA, 1887 nt
Organism: Tupaia belangeri chinensis (Chinese tree shrew)
Lineage: Eukaryota; Metazoa; Chordata; Mammalia; Scandentia; Tupaiidae
Gene: LINGO3
Product: leucine rich repeat and Ig domain containing 3
Exons: 2
Cellular component (GO): extracellular matrix
Molecular function (GO): protein binding
Source: RefSeq, a predicted model, not a curated record
CGCCGCAACCGCAUCCGCUGCCUCAACCCCGGCGACCUGGCCGCGCUGCCCGCGCUGGAGGAGCUGGACCUGAGCGAGAACGUGAUCGCGCACGUGGAGCCCGGCGCCUUCGCCGACCUGCCGCGCCUGCGCGUGCUGCGCCUGCGCGGCAACCAGCUGAAGCUCAUCCCGCCCGGCGCGUUCGCGCGCCUGGACAACCUGACGCUGCUGGACCUGAGCGAGAACAGGCUGGUGAUCCUGCUGGACUACACCUUCCAGGACCUGCGCAGCCUGCGCCAGCUCGAGGUGGGCGACAACGACCUGGUGUUCAUCUCCCGCCGCGCCUUCGCCGGGCUGCUGGCCCUGGAGGAGCUGACCCUGGAGCGCUGCAACCUCACGGCGCUGUCCGGAGAGUCGCUGGGCCACCUGCGCGGCCUGGCCACGCUGCGGCUGCGGCACCUGCCCAUCGCCUCCCUGGAGGACCAGAACUUCCAGAAGCUUCCGGGGCUGCAGCACCUGGAGAUCGACAACUGGCCACUCCUGGAGGAGGUGGCGGGGGGCAGCCUGCAGGGCCUGAACCUGUCGUCACUGUCGGUCACCCACACCAACAUCACCGCCGUGCCGGCCGCUGCGCUGCGCCACCAGGCCCACCUGACCUGCCUCGACCUGUCGCACAACCCCAUCAGCACCGUGCCGCGCGGGUCCUUCCAGGACCUGGUGCGCCUGCGCGAGCUGCACCUGGCCGGGGCCCUGCUGGCGCGCAACGAGACGCAGGCGGCCGCGCGCUUCCCGCUGGACCUGACCACCAUCCUGGUGUCCACCGCCAUGGGCUGCAUCACCUUCCUGGGCGUCGUCCUCUUCUGCUUCCUGCUGCUGUUCGUGUGGAGCCGCGGGCGCGGGCAGCACAAGAACAACUUCUCGGUGGAGUACUCCUUCCGCAAGGUGGACGGCUCUGCGGCCGCGGCCGGCCAGGGCGGCGCGCGCAAGUUCAACAUGAAGAUGAUCUGAGGCUGGCCACGCCCCUGCCACGCCCCCGGCCACGCCCCGAGGGCCGGCCACGCCCCGAGGGCCGGCCACGCGCGCUGCCAGGACUUCCCGUCUCUGUAGACGCCCGGCUGGUUCCACCACGAAGCAUCUUCUGCAGUUUCUCGAGUUUUCUAAAGGUCUCAACCCGCCUUCCCGCCCUGCCAGGGCCGCCCGCUGGGGGUGGGCUCCCUUCCACCCACCCCGUGUCCUCGGCCCCGGGAGGCACACCACUGUCCCUCCAGCUCACACGGGAGGGGUGUGGUCUACACUGGGUCCCCCGACGGGCACCCAAGCCCUGAGGGCGGCCCACCUGCUCACCCGGAGAACACCUGAUGCACACAGGCAUGCAGACAGCCCCGAGCUGGCACCCUGGCACCCAGGUGACACCAGAACACAGUCUGGGCGCCGGAGCUCGGCGCAGGCCCCUGGGGCUCUCGGCACCCCCGGCACCCGGCAGCCCCGGCUCGGGCUGAGGUUCUCCACCGCAGGUCAGGCCAUCCCGAGGGCCCAGCAAGCCCGGGGCCUGGUCACGGUCCCCUGCUCUGCCCCUGUCUGCCACUCCAGGACCCACGCCCAGCGGGGCCGCCCACCAGGAGAAGCCAUGUCCAGGGCCUGCUACCCCUCGCCGCAGUGCCCAGGGUGCGGGAGGCAGCGGCCUCUGGGGAGUCCCUCGAAACAGCCGGCAGGAGGGGUCUCCGGCCCGAGCACAGGGGCCCCUGUGCCGGCCUCAGCGAGGGCAGGGCUUGCCCUGGGAUCCAGCAGCCCAGGUGUGUGGGGCCGCACCCCACACCUGCCAGGCGGGUCAGGAACGCGGGGAGCCAGGCGGCCGCCAGCGUAGGGCAGGGGCCUUGAGGACUUCGUAGGGCUCCCAGCCAGCUCGCU